Myotis brandtii (Brandt's bat) is the source of this 2003-nucleotide messenger RNA. It is a transcript of the gene KYAT1, whose product is annotated as cysteine conjugate-beta lyase, cytoplasmic. Gene Ontology annotation, cellular component: mitochondrion; cytoplasm. NCBI's taxonomy places the organism in Eukaryota, Metazoa, Chordata, Mammalia, Chiroptera, Vespertilionidae. Bases 176 to 1552 code for a protein of 458 amino acids. Gene Ontology annotation, molecular function: pyridoxal phosphate binding; L-kynurenine:2-oxoglutarate transaminase activity. The transcript has 14 exons. Gene Ontology annotation, biological process: biosynthetic process. The record is from RefSeq and is a predicted model, not a curated record.
GGCCCCUUUAAAGGGACAGGGACGGUCUAACCUUCGCGGAGUCCUUGGUGACAGCGGGAAGCGGCGGGCGCAGAGAGCUGUGUGUGUGAGACUCAAGCCCUGGGCCGGGGUGUUCCGCUCCCUUCUCCUCUGCCCCUGGAGGAGAAGUCGUCAGUGUCCCGAGGCUCUGGGAGGCAUGUUCAGGAAUUCGGCAGCCAUCUCUUUGCACCUGGUGGGGUCCCUGCAGAGAAAGAAGGCUGGAGCUUCCCUCAGCCGGUGCUUGCACCAGACUCUCACCAUGGCCAAAAGGCUGCAUGCACGAAGGCUGGAUGGGAUCGACCACAACCCGUGGGUGGAGUUUACCAAAUUGGCCAGUGAGUAUGAUGCUGUGAACUUGGGACAAGGCUUCCCCGACUUCCCGCCUCCAGACUUCGCCGUGGAAGCCUUUCAGCACGCCGUCAGCGGGGACUUCAUGCUCAACCAAUAUACGAGGGCAUUUGGUUACCCACCACUGACCAAGAUCUUGGCCAGUUUCUUUGGGAAGCUGCUGGGACAGGAGAUAGACCCUCUAAAGAACGUGCUGGUGACUGUGGGUGCCUACGGGGCCCUGUUCACAGCCUUCCAGGCCCUGGUGGACGAAGGAGAUGAGGUCAUCAUCAUCGAGCCUUUUUUUGACUGUUACGAGCCCAUGACAUUGAUGGCAGGGGGUUGCCCUGUGUUUGUGCCCCUGAAGCCGACCCCCACCCGGGAUGGGGAACUGGAUUCCAGCAGCAACUGGCAGCUGGACCCCACGGAGCUGGCCAGCAAGUUCACAUCUCGCACCAAAGCCCUAGUCCUCAACACACCCAACAACCCCCUGGGAAAGGUGUUCUCCAAGGCAGAACUGGAGCUGAUAGCCCGCCUGUGCCAGCAGCAUGACGUGUUGUGCAUCACGGACGAGGUCUACCAGUGGCUGGUCUUCGAUGGGCACCAGCACAUCAGCAUUGCCAGCCUCCCUGGCAUGUGGGAACGCACUCUGACCAUUGGCAGCGCUGGCAAGACCUUCAGCGCCACCGGCUGGAAGGUGGGCUGGGUCCUGGGCCCCGAGAGACUCAUGAAGCACCUGUACACGGUGCAUCAGAACUCGAUCUACCACUGUCCCACGCAGGCCCAGGCUGCAGUGGCCGAGAGCCUGGAGCGGGAGCAGCUGCACUUCGGCCAGCCCAGCAGCUACUUUGUGCAGCUGCCACAGGCCAUGCAGCGCAGCCGUGACCACAUGGUGCGAAGUGUGCAGUCUGUGGGCCUGAGACCCGUGAUCCCCCAGGGCAGCUACUUCUUUGUCGCGGACAUCUCGGACUUCAAGAGCAAGAUGCCUGACCUGCCUGGGGCUGCGAACGAGCCCUAUGACAGACGCUUCGUCAAGUGGAUGAUCAAGAACAAGGGCUUGGUGGCCAUCCCAGUAUCCGUCUUCUACAGCGUGCCCCAGCAGAAGCACUUUGACCACUAUAUCCGCUUCUGUUUUGUGAAGGAUGAAUCCACGCUCCGGGCCAUGGACAAGAAGCUGCAGGAGUGGAAGGAUGAGCUCGGGGCCUGACGGCCCCCCUCGGCCCUGCCUCACCGGGUUGGUCCCCUGUGUGCUCUGCAGGGCUCCUUGUCCAGGAUUUGGUCAUUCCCACGCUGGGAUAGAUGGCACUGGUGAACCCCUUUUCUGUGACUCAGGGAAGAGCCCUCCUUCUUAGUCUUGGGGGAGUUGGUAGCAACUCCCCAUGGUGCCUACAAUCCUGUUGCAGAGGUAGGGGAGGCCUGGCCUGGGCCUCUUCCUUGCCCCUCCCUCGUUUAGGUCACAGGGUCUUGGGUCCCUUUUGGCCUCACGGGACUUGGCUGGGACCCCAUGGGCAGAGUCCAACAGUGUACUGGCCUUGAGUCCCAGCUCUGACCCCAGCAAAGGCUCAGGCAGCCCUCCCUUUCCUCAUCCAAACUUGACCUUGGGAAAUUGUCUUUACAGUACUUUUUCUCAGAAUAAAAUUUUAAGUUAUUCAAACCUU